Molecule: messenger RNA, 2848 nt
Organism: Xiphias gladius (swordfish)
Lineage: Eukaryota; Metazoa; Chordata; Actinopteri; Istiophoriformes; Xiphiidae
Gene: asic1b
Product: acid-sensing (proton-gated) ion channel 1b
Exons: 12
Coding region: 536-2104 (522 amino acids)
Biological process (GO): sodium ion transmembrane transport
Cellular component (GO): membrane
Source: RefSeq, a predicted model, not a curated record
CAUACGGCCCCUUUACACCUGACGUUAACGUAACGUUUGAACGGUUGGCAUUUUUUUUUUAGUACCGGAGCCAACUUACCAUCAGAAACCAGACCUGCCCAGUGUUUCGGCUUUUCGAUAAGAGCAUGGAAGCCAAAUAUUAACUCGGUUAUAUUCCAGAAGUCUGCGAGGAGGAGAGGGCAGCGUUGGCAUCUGUCCAUGCGCGCUCCACACCGGGCUAUUUAUCAUGGAACUGUGACCCCGGCCGAGGUACAACACAUGCUUUCCCCACCUAUACUUUUUCCAGGUGUUUUGAUGUAAGCACGGGGUGUUUCGACGAUAUCUUUAGAAAAAAAAAUGCACUGAAUGUCGGGCUGUCAGUGUCAGUGACGCAACAUCUCACACAGACUGCAUGAGAAAUACAUGCGUAGAAGGGCGUGAACUUGCAGACACUAACCUCCUUCCCAUUAAUAAAGCACCUACUUAUCUAUAAAGGCAGUUUGCUCCAUUAGCAACCCCUUACCCUUUAUCCAUCUAAACUCAUCCCGGGGACAUAAUGGAUAUCAAAGCGGGCUCGGAGGACAUGGACUACAAGCGACCGGCUCCUAUUGAAGUUUUCGCCAGCAGGUCCACGCUGCAUGGCAUCUCGCACAUGUUCACCUAUGAGCGGAUGUGUAUCAAGCGUAGCCUGUGGAUUUUGUUCUUCCUGGGCUCCGUGGGUGUGCUGGUGAUGGUGUGCGUGGACCGCGUGCAGUUCUACUUCCAGUACCCCCACGUCACCAAGCUGGACGAGGUGGCGGCUCCAAUGAUGGUGUUCCCUGCGGUCACCUUCUGCAACCUCAACUCCUUCCGCUUCAGCCGUGUGACUCGCAACGACUUGUACCACGCUGGGGAGCUCCUUGCCUUGCUCAACGGCAGGUAUGAGAUCCGGGACCCACACCUGGUGGAGGAAAAUGUCCUGCAGAUCCUGAAGGAGAGGGCUGAUUUUGACAACUAUAAGCCCCGCCCCUUCAACAUGCGCGAAUUCUACGACCGAACGGGCCACGACAUCAAGGACUUGCUGCUUUCCUGCUACUACCGAGGCAUGGAGUGCAGCGCUGAAGACUUCAAAGUGAUAUUCACGCGCUAUGGAAAAUGCUACACCUUCAAUUCAGGCCAAGAUGGACGACCUUUGUUGGUGACGAUGAAGGGUGGGAUGGGCAAUGGCCUGGAGCUGAUGCUGGAUAUCCAGCAGGAUGAAUACUUGCCUGUAUGGGGAGAGACUGACGAGACAUCAUUUGAAGCAGGGAUCAAAGUGCAGAUCCACACUCAGGAUGAGCCGCCGUUCAUAGACCAGCUGGGCUUUGGAGUGGCGCCCGGGUUUCAGACCUUUGUAUCCUGUCAGGAACAACGGCUGACGUACCUGCCUCCGCCGUGGGGGGACUGCAAGGCCACGCCGAUGGACUCAGACUUCUUCAGCACCUACAGCAUCACCGCCUGUCGGAUCGACUGUGAGACACGAUACCUGGUGGAGAACUGCAACUGCAGGAUGGUCCACAUGCCUGGAGAUGCCCCAUAUUGCACCCCGGAGCAGUACAAAGAGUGUGCAGAUCCUGCCUUGGACUUUCUUGUUGAGAGGGAUAAUGACUACUGUGUGUGUGAGACACCGUGCAACUUGACACGCUACGGUAAAGAGAUGUCCUUUGUCAAAAUACCCAGCAAAGCAUCAGCAAAGUAUCUUGCCAAGAAAUUCAACAAGACAGAGCAGUACAUAGCUGAUAACAUUCUGGUUCUGGAUAUCUUCUUUGAAGCGCUGAACUACGAAACCAUUGAACAAAAGAAAGCCUACGAAUUGGCAGGCCUUCUGGGUGAUAUUGGAGGUCAGAUGGGCCUUUUCAUCGGAGCCAGCAUCCUCACCAUUCUCGAACUCUUUGACUAUCUAUAUGAGGUGAUCAAGUAUAAGCUGUGCCGAUGCGCGAAGAAUAAACACAAAGGCCGCAACAACAAUGACCGAGGAGGUGUGCUGAGCCUGGAUGAUGUGAAACGCCAUGCUCCUUGUGAGAACCUGCGUACACCAUCCACAUAUCCUGGCAACAUGCUACCUCAUCACCCGGGCCAGGGUAACUUUGAAGACUUCACUUGCUGAGCAGUCUUGAGUGAAGCAUCAAAGUGUGUGUUAUGCAACCAAAGCCAACCAUACAACAAGAACUAUCCAUCACGGGGAGUGCGAGGAACUGAUACGAAGUCUAACAAAGGCACUUUUUUCAUAGAAACGUAGGACAAAUCAAAAAGGACAAAGAACUUUAACCUGAGGCCAAGUGGAGAGGAUAUCCAAAAUAUAAAAUAAAUUGUUAAUUUUUCAGAGAACAUUUCAUGCAGCACUCUCAAACUCUUCUAUCUCUGUGUUUUCCUCUGGAAUACUGCCACAAAGGAUGCUCAUGGAGAAACCUUGCCAAUACAGACCUCUCUUUCAGAAGACAAGAAAAUCGCAAAAGUAAAUAGAGGAAAAUGUACAGUUAUCUCACCGUAAACAGGUGAUCAGAAAAAAGAGCCCCCAUGCCUUUAUAUAACGCAGUAACACACAAUGGUUUCACACAGCAAUGGCCUGCUAGUGGGACAGAUAUUCACACUGCUUACUCCAUUGUACAUGUAGCAACAUCUGUAACUGUUGCGGCGCUCCAUAAAACAACAGCUGGACUAUGUGUAAUUUGUCUGAGAAUGUAUCUAUGUUCACAAUGAGUGUUUGCAAGGAAAUUCCCGGGGGUUUUGGUGGCAGUGGUAGAGGUGCAUCAUCUACCAUUUAAAAUGUCCUGGUGAAGAUUUCAGGUCUCAUCAUGUAAAUGCAUGCUUGUGUUUGUCCAGUGCAUGUUCUUCAUUUAAUUUCUAAUUG